Gadus macrocephalus (Pacific cod) is the source of this 4221-nucleotide messenger RNA. It is a transcript of the gene mlip, whose product is annotated as muscular LMNA-interacting protein. The transcript is spliced from 12 exons. Gene Ontology annotation, molecular function: transcription corepressor activity; lamin binding. Gene Ontology annotation, biological process: negative regulation of transcription by RNA polymerase II. Lineage: Eukaryota; Metazoa; Chordata; Actinopteri; Gadiformes; Gadidae. The record is from RefSeq and is a predicted model, not a curated record. Bases 1365 to 3971 code for a protein of 868 amino acids. Gene Ontology annotation, cellular component: PML body; nuclear envelope; sarcolemma.
GCGUAUUUCACAUGUUAUUUUUUCUCUGCAGUAAUCGUUCAGAAAGACUCGAAGGAACAGCCUCGAGGUGUCCGGCUCCUAUUAAUCAUUCUGAGGACAUUCUUAUCUUUUCAAAUGAAUAUUUAACGUUAUCUUGUCCGUUCAGUCAUUAAUUAAAGACUGUCUAUAUUAAUGAGACGGUAGCUGGUCUAGCAGCAGAGCCAGUGGUAGUAGUACAACACUCUGCAAUAACGUUAACGUUGCAUUAGACUCAAGGCGAGAGGAGAGAGCUCAAGGUACGCUUGAGUUAUUUGCAGGUGUACGCUGAAGAUAAUCUGCCGUCUUACAGUGAGAGCUAGAUGGGCAUAGAUACAACCAAAAGUUUGUGAAUUUUUCAAAAGUUCUUCUAUGAUUUCUUGUCAUAACUUAUCACUGUUUACCGCACCAUACAUUAUCCAACCCUGGAAGCAAUUAAAACACUGAAUAACAAGGGAAAUCGUCCCUGUCAUUUGAGUUGUGUUUAAUAUGCAAAAAAAACAACCAAAAAGCAAUUAUACCAUAAUUCGUAUGAUAAUCCAAAAAGUAAGACUAUGUACUUAAUUGAUUAUCCCGUGAUGCUCAGUGUUGAACACCUACCUGAGAGAAAUACAUAUUGCACACGUGUGUGGCAUUGUUGCACACAUUUUCUAUUCUUAGUAAUCCACACAUUGUCAUGUUCUUGAUGUUGUUUUCUUCUCUAAAUGCUAUAAUGUCAAAGUUAUUCUCUUUGGAGAGCUGUGGAAUUACAAUGUUCGUACCACUGUGCUACAACAACAAUAUGGCAAAACAUCUUUUGGGUACGUUCUGAGAAUAUAUAUAUUUUGUCCCGACUUUAAGAAGUAAACCAAAGCAAUGGCUCAAGGGAAGUGAUAGUGGUGUACCCUGCUACCAGUGUGGACAUUGUUAUCACUACCCCAAAGUGCUGCGUACGUUCUCUGGCUAUUUCUGGACGUUAUGUGGCUAUAAAAGGCAGCCAAAUGGCAACAACGGACCAGUUUUAGAUUACACGCCACACACAUCUGAGAUGAAAGGGAACACCACUCACUCUUUACUUCAUCCCUAAAGACAAUUGUAGCAGAAACACUUGUUAGUGUUCUUCCUCAGAGAAUGCACCGGAGCUGUUAUGUAAAGCCACUUGAGACUGGAAUGGAGAGCUCACAACACGGGCGUCUGGGAAAGGUAUCCGGUGGAAUUAUAUCAAGCUCAGUAUCUCUCGUCUUCCGCGAACGCAGUGAACACAGAUUAAAAGCGUGAUCACUGAUGCAGAGACGUGUGUAGAGCUUGGAGCACUACAAGCAGACCAAAUUAAGAGUUCAGCUGUUUUCCGCCGACGGAUCCGGGAGGCCAUGUCGCACGCUUGGACAUAUAAAGCGGGAAUAUUUCAUGUGAAUCCCGCAAUGGAGGAAGGAGCUAAGAGCCCCGCGCAAGAAAGGACAAACUUCAGGUCGAUGCGCUGCUGGGCGGAUCACGUGGCCCUCCCUCACCCCUCACCUCCGCUCAGUCCGCCGGCUGAGAGCACGCGCCGUCGCCCAGCGGCUCCCAUGGAGACCGUUGUUGGUAAACACCCGAGCCCUUCCCAGCAGCGCUGUCACGCCGUCUGCGCCGGUGCCGAGUCCGGCUCGGGUGUCGUCGCAAAUAGGCCGGCGGCAGACUUCAGGGUGCAGAGCCCCAGCGACGCCUCCAGCCUGUUCUCCAGCCGGGCGUCCUCCCGGGAGUCGCUGCUCUCCGACGGCUGGGACCGCGAGCGGAGCUGGUCGGCCAUGCAGCUGUCGGGCGCCGCGUCGCCGCCGCUGUCGCCGAGCCGCGCCGUCUCGCCCUGCUCCUCGGCGCGGUCGGGGGCCUUCACCCCCACCGUGCUCCGGGUGCGGCGGCACGCCCUGGCCAGCGGCGCCAGCAUGCUGCACCUGCCCCGGGCCUCCUGCCAGUCGUCCUGCGAGAGCCUGGCCGAGUCCGAGGGGGCCCGCUCCCCGCCGCCGCCACCGCCCCGCCGCCACCGGCCCCCCCUCACCCGGCUGUCCCUGCUCACGGCCAUCCUGAGGAAGGGCCGUCUCCCCGUGCUGUCCCCCGCCCUGCAGCGGCCCUACUCCCCCUGCUGGCCCAUCAACCACAUCACGCUGGCCUCCUGCACCGCCUGCUCGGCCGCCUCCCGCCUGCCCCCCGUGUCCCCCCGGGCCGCCCUGUCCCCGUCGCCGCCGGGCCCCCCCGACGCAGAGCCCCCGACGCAGAGCCGCUGGGACUGGGACUCCUUCAGGCAGCGGCCCGCCCUGCCCUCGGUGCGCCUCCCCGACGGCCGCGGCGCAGGACCGCGCCCGGCGGAAACGCCGGCCUCGGAGAGCAGUUAUCGCGCGGGCGAGCGGCCGGUGUUCCAGACCGUGUUCUCCCGCCCGGUGGCCGGUCCCGCUGCGCUCCGGGCCACAGGAGGGGAGCGGGGGGUCCCUCCGCCGCAAUCAGCGGCGCCCCGGCCCAGAGCCGGGCCGGCUAACGGCGCUGAUCCCGCCGGACCUGAUGAGGGGACGGAGCCCACACGACCGCCCCCGUCACGCCCCUGUUGCUAUUCCGGAGCCCGCUCCCCCGGCCCAAAGCGGGGGGCUAAUCAGACGGACCCCGGGUCGUCUGCGGACGAGCCCCGGCAAACGAGUCCAGCCGAACAGAAACAGCCCUCGCUCAAAACAACGGCCGCGGGGAACCUCUCGGCUCGGCGGGUGUGCAGUCCCCCGCCGCUGCCCGCCACCGCCAGGCUUGAUUGCAUUUCUCCGCCACCUCGAUCUCUGCAGUCCUGCUUGAAGCAACACCGGCCUUUCGCCUCUCAAACACAAUCCCACUCCCACGAGCCGCCAAAGUAUCCCGCCACAAAGUCACCGGCGCCGGGCAACACUUCCAUCCCCGGGCUCGGCCCGGUUGAUUCCCCCAGGGACGUGACCUCGCCCGCCCCCGUCCCCCGCUCCUCCUCCUGCCUGUCUCCUUCCCGCUGCGCUGCCGUCGUCUUCCCCGGAUGGCCGUCGCCCAACGGCUCUCGCAGCUGCACCCCCGACCGCUUCACCCUCUCGCCCUCGCCCGCCUCCCAGGCCCGCGACCUCACCCCCCGCCCGUCCCCGUGCCCGUCGCCCUCGCUGCGCUCCACGCCGUCUCCCAGACCGGGCAGCCGGGGCUCGGACUGCACCGACAGGGAGGGAAAUAAGAGGAAGCCACACAAGAUAAAGUCAAGCUACAAGUCUCUGGCUGCCAUCCCCACCAACACCUUAUUGUUGGAUCAGCAGGUGAUAGACAAGGAGGUGGAAGGGGAGGACGUCCCCACUGGGGCUGGAGGUGUGGACGACCCACACGCUGAGAUGUGCUCCCCUGCCCAGCUCAGACAGGAGUCAGAGGAGCUGUACGCUGUCAUUGAUAAGAUACUGGAAGACGGCGUACCCAAAACUAAGGUCUCCUCGCUCUCAGCUCAGCCAUCCGGAGAGUCCAGCCACCUGGUCACGGGUCUGAAGCAACCGCAGCUCAACUCAACAGGGAGGCCCACGGGGCGAGAGACUAAAUAUGCAACUGUAAGGAGCCCAACGCCAUUAUCCCUGGAAAGAAUCCCGGCAGAAACCCAGACUAAACCUGGAGUCAUUCGACCGAUGAUUGCCAUUCCGAGGCCGCGAGUGGAAGGCCGCGCCGGGGCAAACCGAUGCAACCCCUUUGCACGCUAUCUGGUGGACACACCCGCAGCCCCAAGCUCUGCGGUAGGGCGGACGAUCUGUCAGUCACAGGCCGAGGACGGCGGUUUGGGUUCAAGAAGCCCACCGCGGAGUGAAGGGGGCAGCCUUGAAGACGUGGGAACGAAGUCGACGUCAGCCCUGUUCAUCCUAGAGUCUGAGGAGCUCCGUCCUCCUCCCGUCAAACCCGCAUCCUGGCAGGGUGCUUCGACCACUUUCAGUCGGGCCGAAGUGCUUCCGGAAGCUUUUGACACCCGUAUUUAAAACACACAUUAUUAAUGGCUGUUUAUACAUGUUCGACUACUACUCCUCUUCGUCCCCUAUGGGACAAGGCUGCUUAUAUAUGUGACUGAGUACAAUUCUAUGAAUAAAGUGCCGAUGAGAAAUAACACAGAAGGGAGAUGGGUGGCACUGUUAAAGGUUAACAGCGCUUCGUAUGGGUGUAUGUCGACGCGCUGUUCCCCACGCAAACUCGCAUUCAUCAAACAAUGAAUAAAAUAUGAAUUGAAAGAUA